UCUCCUGGUCUCCCAUGGGGUGCAGGGCCCAAGCACUUGGGCCAUCCUCCACUGCACUCCCGGGCCACAGCAGAGAGCUGGCCUGGAAGAGGGGCAACCGAGACAGAAUCCGGUGCCCCGACCAGGACUAGAACCCGGUGUGCCGGCGCCGCAAGGUGGAGGAUUAGCCUAGUGAGCCGCGGCGCUGACCUUCUUGGAAAGUUUAAGCCCAGACACCAUCACAAACUGCAUUUCUGAGUCAUUCACUGUCCCGGCCAAGAGGACUGCUGGUCUUCACGCCCAGAGCCUCUGCCCCCAGCUUUCUUCCUCCAGCUGAGGGUGCUCUCUGCUGAGCCCCCACCCUUGGCGCCUUCAGGAACCCGGUUUCUCAUGUGCUGUGACUGCUUCCGGACCAUUCUGCCCCUGGUAGAGGACGCCAGGUUACUCACUCUGAGCCAGGGGCCUGGAAGGGAUCUGGCCUGAAGUGGACAAAUGCUGCAUGCUGGUCAGAUAGGGACACCGAGCCCAGAAAGGGGAAGCAGCUUCCAGCAUCGAGGAGAUUCUUAAGGAAAAAUGGCUCAGGUGCCCUCCCCACUCCACCUCUACCUCUCUGCAGAGGGGGCAGCAAGUGUCAUGGGAUGGGUCACGUGGGCCCUGAACAGCGGGGUCUCACUUCCUCUCCAUCACCCCCUCACCUGCCCGGGGUCUCAGGUACCUCCUCCCCUGUCCCGGCGGCCGGCCGGCCAGCGGUCACAAUCGCCCGGGUCGCGUCAACACAGGCCGCCCCGCGGGGCCGCGCCGCAGCAGUCCCGCGCCCGCCGCCCGCUGUCCAAGGCGUCCGGUGCAGUGGGUGCCGCGGCCAUGGGUUCCCGCGCGCCCUACACGCUGGUGGACACCACGCCCGCCAAGACCAUCCUAGUGUACCGCAACGGAGACCAGUUCUACGUGGGCAAGAAGUUCGUGUUCUCGCGGCGCCGCGCCGCCACCUUCGAGGCGCUGCUGGAGCAGCUGACGGAGCAGGUGGACGUGCCCUUCGGGGUGCGGCGCCUCUACACGCCCACACGCGGCCACCAGGUGCGCGAGCUGGACGCGCUGCAGGCCGGCGGCAAGUACGUGGCGGCCGGGCGCGAGCGCUUCAAGAAGCUCGACUAUAUUCACAUAGUUCCCAGAAAACCUGGAAAGAUGCGAAAGUUGAAGGAAAUCAAGCCAGUGGUACAUUGUGAUAUAAAUGUGCCUUCCAGGUGGCAAACAUAUCAUCGGAUAUCCAGACAUAUCAAUGUUUUCACAAAUGGAAGAUUAUUUAUCCCACCUAUAAAAAUUAUUAUCCCCAAAUUCAGUCUGUCAGAUUGGAAUAGCGUGCUGGCCACGAUUGGAGAGAAGGUCUUUCCUCUGGGAGGCGUUCGGAAAUUAUUCACGAUGAAUGGGCAUCUUUUGGACAACUCUAAGGAUUUGCAAGACAACCAUUUCUAUGUUGCUGCAGGACUGGAGAGCUUCAAGCAUUUUGCUUACUGGAAGUCCCCAAAAGUUCCCAGUGAAGUCCAACAAAGCUACACGGACACUGAAAAACACCCACAGAGAAAGAAAAAGGUGGAUUCCAAAGGAAAAGAGCCUCAUAAACAAGACAGCCUCACCCCCAGAACACAGGAUUCUGUUUAUUAUGCCAAGGAAGGAAAGAAAGAAACCAUGGUAGAACCUUUAGUCCAAACCGGCGCAGAAGGUGAUGUGUACAAAGCACAGACCCCCACCAAGGAUGCCCAAGGGGCGCUGCAAGUCAAGGAGGACCUAGACGUUCCAGUGGAGGAACCCGUGGACCAGGUUCCAGCUGAAAUAGUAAAAGAAGAUGAAGAGACACAGGUUACCACCCCUGAUUUUGAAAGCAAGGCGGAAAAAGGAGAUGAAUGGCUCUCAGAAGACGGUGAAAGAAAGGGAGACCAUUCUCGAGUGUCUUUUAAGAAAAGAUUGUCCUUAAGACACAACACAAAGAGAAAAGCGUCUCUCAAGAACAUCAGCAAGAAUAAAAAAGUGGUUCCGCUUUCUGAAGAACAAUAUGGCAUUCUAGAGGAAGAAAAUACAUCUGAACCACUAGAAACCCCUGUAGAAAUAGAAACCCAAAAACAACCACCAAUGAGACAACAGUCACAAGACGAAUCUGCAACAACACAAGAAGAACAAAUACCCGAGGGACAAGAAUUAUCUGAACACUCCUCCUUAGGACAACCAUCCCAAGAACAGGUACCUGACAGACAACAGCCUUCUGAACACUCUUCCUUGGGACAACCAUCCCAAGAACAGGUACCUGACAGACAACAGCCUUCUGAACACUCUUCCUUGGGACAACCAUCCCAAGAACAGGUACCUGACAGACAACAACCUUCUGAACACUCCUCCUUAGGACAACCAUCCCAAGAACAGGUACCUGACAGACAACAGCCUUCUGAACACUCCUCCUUGGGACAACCAUCCCAAGAACAGGUACCUGACAGACAACAGCCUUCUGAACACUCCUCCUUGGGACAACCAUCCCAAGAACAGGUGACUCGUCAACAACACAGAGAACAAGUGCCGUGAAAGCCAAACCUCAGCCAUGUUGUAAAGAACAACAGUCAAAAACUAGAAAGGAUCACAAGGAAAAUGAAUACAAUUAGACACUUUUUCACAUGAUGCUGAAGAGAUGGCCCAGGAGCACAAAGCAAUAAAUGAACGAAACCACCUUUAUGUCCACCUGAAGUCCACUUUCCUCCACGGAGGUGUUGCACAUGGACGUUUGAACAGCAGGAAAGUCCUGUGUGGGGGAGUAAAGCCCCACACAGUGCUGUCCUCUCUAAAGCUGGAGCCAAGGCUUUUCUGCUGCCUUCCUUAAGCUGAUUCCCUUUGCGGUGAUAUUCUUUUUAGUAAACAUUUAAAAGUGAAAUGCGGUUUUUUAUGAUAAAGCCCCACAAAGGUUGUCCCGAAGACCAGAGGGAUAUGAAAUAGUCGUGUGCAUUGACCACUCGCUAUUUUUUCUUUUGGAAUUGCUCGCAAAGGUAUUGUUUCAUUUUUUUAGGAAUCAAGAAUUCUCAUGAAAGAGGUACUUUCUGCCAUAUUAAAGUUCAAAGUAUGAAAAUA
Molecule: messenger RNA, 3084 nt
Organism: Oryctolagus cuniculus (rabbit)
Lineage: Eukaryota; Metazoa; Chordata; Mammalia; Lagomorpha; Leporidae
Source: RefSeq, a predicted model, not a curated record